Colossoma macropomum (tambaqui) is the source of this 1817-nucleotide messenger RNA. It is a transcript of the gene arrb1, whose product is annotated as arrestin, beta 1. NCBI's taxonomy places the organism in Eukaryota, Metazoa, Chordata, Actinopteri, Characiformes, Serrasalmidae. The record is from RefSeq and is a predicted model, not a curated record. The transcript has 18 exons. Gene Ontology annotation, molecular function: G protein-coupled receptor binding. Gene Ontology annotation, biological process: signal transduction; G protein-coupled receptor internalization; visual perception. Bases 220 to 1476 code for a protein of 418 amino acids.
CAGACACUGUGGAGUGGCAAGAACUUUCUGGAGACAGCAUGUCAUUGCAGGGGACAGAGUGAUUCACAGUAUAAUCCAGGGCCAGUAAAGCUGCGUGCUUCGAGGGAAUGUGUGCUCUGAAUUUUGCUCCUCUGUCAUCUCUGUUAAUGUCUGCAGAGCAACGCUCUUUUUUUCUUCAAGUUGAAAGCAGAGAGAAUCCGCCACAUAAGAAUCUUCAUCAUGGGCGAUAAAGGCACGAGGGUUUUUAAGAAGGCCAGUCCAAAUGGAAAGCUCACUGUGUAUCUUGGUAAGAGGGACUUUGUUGACCACGUGGACCUCGUGGAGCCUGUUGAUGGUGUGGUUUUGAUUGAUCCAGAGUACUUAAAGGAGAGAAAAGUUUUUGUAACGCUGACAUGUGCCUUCCGCUAUGGGCGGGAGGACUUAGAUGUUCUUGGCUUGACAUUUCGAAAGGACCUCUUUGUGGCCAAUAUACAGGCAUUCCCUCCUGUGCCUGAGGAGAAGAAAAGCCUCACACGUUUACAAGAGCGGCUGAUUAAAAAGCUUGGAGAACAUGCUUAUCCCUUCACCUUUGAGAUACCUCCUAAUUUACCUUGUUCGGUGACAUUGCAACCUGGGCCUGAAGACACUGGAAAGGCCUGUGGGGUGGACUUUGAAGUAAAAGCUUUCUGCGCUGAAAAUGUUGAAGAGAAAAUUCACAAAAGGAACUCAGUGCGUCUCAUCAUCAGAAAAGUGCAGUAUGCUCCAGAGAAGCCAGGUCCACAGCCAAUGGCCGAAACAACAAGACAGUUCCUAAUGUCAGAUAAGCCUCUACACCUGGAGGCUUCGCUGGACAAAGAGAUUUACUACCAUGGCGAGCCAAUUAGCGUAAACGUCCACGUCACAAACAACACAAACAAGACUGUGAAGAAAAUGAAGAUUUCAGUGCGUCAGUAUGCUGAUAUUUGUCUCUUCAACACUGCUCAGUACAAGUGCCCAGUAGCGACAGAGGAAUCAGAUGACAUUGUGGCUCCAAGUGCAACAUUCUGUAAGGUAUAUACUCUCACCCCCUUCCUCGCCAACAACCGAGAGAAGCGUGGCUUAGCCCUAGAUGGAAAGCUCAAACAUGAAGACACGAAUUUAGCCUCAAGUACAUUGUUACGAGAGGGAGCCAAUAAGGAAAUUCUGGGUAUCAUUGUGUCCUAUAAAGUGAAAGUGAAGCUGGUGGUGUCUCGUGGUGGGCUCCUGGGAGAUCUCGCCUCCAGUGAUGUCGCAGUAGAGCUGCCCUUCACGCUAAUGCACCCUAAACCAGUAGAGGAAUCCAUCUACAAGGACAUUCCAGAAAACGAUGCACCCAUUGACACAAACUUGAUUGAGUUUGACACAAACGAUGAUGACAUCAUCUUUGAAGACUUUGCACGACAGCGACUCAUCGGGGCAAAAGAUGACAAAGAUGAGGAUGAAGAAGGUACAGAUUCGCCUAAGCUGAACGACAGAUAGACAAAGAAGACAAAUGUUCUACUGUAUCACAGCAUUAGAAAUGGAAUGAGAACCCCAUGGAGAAAAAACCUGAAGUUUGGGACACCCUUUAACACACUCACUGUGGUGCAGUUGUUGUGGUCCUGUUUACAUAUGUCUUCUCCAUCCUGAAAGGGUGUAAAAAAAAAUGUGUUGAAAAACAUGACCUCGUUGUCAAAAUAUUUAGCGGUGAGAUUUUGGUUCACUGGCCACCUACUGAGUGCCUAUGAUGUUUUGAGGGUUUUUCAUGGUAAGAGGAAUAGCUUUUCAUCAUAUUUAAAUGAACUUCAAUGGUAGCAUGCCUUUGUUGUUAGUUUGUUUUA